Messenger RNA from Triticum aestivum (bread wheat), 1280 nucleotides. RefSeq lists its product as uncharacterized. The transcript has a single exon. NCBI's taxonomy places the organism in Eukaryota, Viridiplantae, Streptophyta, Magnoliopsida, Poales, Poaceae. The coding region runs from base 302 to 1246 and encodes 314 amino acids. The record is from RefSeq and is a predicted model, not a curated record.
ACAAACUCAGACAGCACAGCUACAGAAAUAUUGCAGUCGAAUCCUUCGGGCGAUUGAUGCCCUCCGGCGGUCCUUCCUGUGGACCGGUGCGGACAAAGCAUCGGGGGCGCAAUGCCUUGUCGCUUGGGAUCGUGUCACUCGGACAAAGGAGGAGGGGGGUUUGGGGAUGCGCGCCCUCUCAAUCUAGAACCGCUGCCUCCUGCUGAAGCUCCUUCAUCGGCUGCACUCUCGUCAGGACUCCCCGUAGGCGCGUUGGGUCUGGGGCGAAUUGGGUCGCUCUCUCCUAACCCCAGCUUCGGCCAUGUCGCGACCCGGACCACAUUGGUCGUCCCUCGCCAAACUUAUGCCUUCGUACCGGGCGCUCACCGCUGUCUCCGUCGGGAACGGGCGUACGACGGCGUUCUGGCUCGACUCCUGGCUCCCCGGUGGCGCCCUCUCCAUCCAGAUGAGCUCUCUCUUCUCCCACGUCACCUCGCCGGACGUCUCGGUUGCCCACGUCGCCCAACAUGGGCUCGACGGGGGGCUCGUACCGCGGCUAAACCGCGCUGGAGCGCGCGAGCGAGGACUUCUCCUCCCCAUCGUCCAGUCGCUGGUCCUGUCCGAGGAGGCCGACGCUCGUGCUCUCCGCCCGGGCUGUGCCAAAGGGACCGACCUCUCCUCUGUCGGGGUUUACCAGCUAUGCCACUUUGGUGGUGUGGGAGCGCCUUUCGCCAACUUCAUCUGGACGAGCUACGCUCCAAGCAGGGUUCGUUUCUUUGCCUGGCUCCUGGUGCAGGCUCGGAUUCAUACGAGAGACGUGCUUCUGCGUAAGCACAUUGUUGAGGUGGCCGAGGCUGGCUGCCCCAUCUGCUCGGCUCCGCUUAAGACGGCCGACCACCUCAUCUUCACUUGCCCCUUUGCCCAGCAGUUCCGGGCCUCUGUCGGGGCGACCCCGACAGUCUCCACAGUCAAGCUGCUGCACCUUAUGUCUCCUCCGGGAUUGGUCCCUCCUCGGACGGGGCCAGCUUUCCUGCUCCUUUGCUGCUGGCAACUUUGGAAACACCGCAACGCGGUGGUCUUCCAGAACAUGCCACCCUCACUCCCCCGGCUACUGCAGCUUUGCAGAGAGGAUGCCGUGCCGCAUCCGCCUCCCUACUACCCUCAAGGACGCUGCCGAUGUGUGGAUUCGGUGCCUAGCCGCCUAGUGUUGCACCCUCCGCCCCUCUUGCCUCCUUCCCUGCUUGUAAAAAAAAAAUUAUAUAUGUAAUGCUAUCUUGUAUACUCGGGCGGUCCGGCCCAGA